Thelazia callipaeda (thelaziosis nematode) is the source of this 291-nucleotide messenger RNA. Lineage: Eukaryota; Metazoa; Nematoda; Chromadorea; Rhabditida; Thelaziidae. The record is from the annotation of a GenBank genome assembly.
AUGACGCCUUUACAAGCAAUGAGAGGUGGAUUUAUGUUAGGGAUAUGGAUAUCUUUGACAAUACUUAGUGCUUCCGAAUAUUAUGAUAUAACAGUUGAUGAGACGUACAAACUUUUUAAAAACGAUUGUGAAAUUAAGUUAAUCGAGGAAAGAAAUAGUGCAUUGCAUAAAUUCAUGAAAGAACAUCAUAUCUAUAGCAAAUGGUUUGGGAAAUGGAUGAUGAAUAAAUAUCAAAGAAGAGAUGAGGAACUCGGUAAAUUGUCAAAUAACAUUAUUGAUGAUGUACUGUAA